CGCAGUAGAAAACAUCACCGACCAUUUUACAAGAAGCCCCUUACGACAGUCCCAAUGUGUAUCCUCCACAUCACCCGUUUUGUCCUCUGCGGCUGUACCUACACCCAGCGGGGCCAAUUCUGUGCCGCUGUCCAGAAUCAGAUGGACCGUAUCUGGACAGAGUAUGAUGCACCAUAUGUACCAUUCACCGAUCCGUCUCCCAAUUGCACUCAGGCCCUAAUAAGACCAUUCAACGGUUUUUGCCCGAAGUGUUUUCAGUUCAUUUUGGAUCCACAAUGGUCUACGUGAUGGACAUGGAGAACCGAAGAGAAGAUUCGGGUUUGACAGAACGACAUAUUCAUGGGUUACAUGACAACAUGAUGGUUUUGAG
Eremomyces bilateralis CBS 781.70 is the source of this 370-nucleotide messenger RNA. RefSeq lists its product as uncharacterized. Lineage: Eukaryota; Fungi; Ascomycota; Dothideomycetes; Eremomycetales; Eremomycetaceae. The transcript has a single exon. The record is from RefSeq and is a predicted model, not a curated record. Bases 55 to 288 code for a protein of 77 amino acids.